Molecule: messenger RNA, 1195 nt
Organism: Triticum urartu
Lineage: Eukaryota; Viridiplantae; Streptophyta; Magnoliopsida; Poales; Poaceae
Gene: RRP41L
Product: 3'-5'-exoribonuclease family protein
Biological process (GO): U4 snRNA 3'-end processing; rRNA catabolic process; nuclear mRNA surveillance
Cellular component (GO): nuclear exosome (RNase complex); nucleolus; cytoplasmic exosome (RNase complex)
Molecular function (GO): RNA binding
Source: RefSeq, a predicted model, not a curated record
UUCCGUUUAUACGAAUCUAAAAGCAGCGACCUCAUCCCUCCACCCUCGCCGUAACAGCACAGACAAGCCCUAGGGUUUUAGCACUGCUCGAGCGCGCGGCCGGCGACGCAGACACACUUUCCGGCCAUGUCGGCGGCGGCGGCAGCUGCGGACACGUACUCCCCGGCCGCGGAGGCUGGGAGCAAGCGCCGGGAGAGGAGGGAGGAGCUGCGGCGCCACCUCGCCGAGGACGCCGAUUGGCCCCGCGCCGACGGCCGCUCCUUGCACGACUGCCGCCCCGCAUUUAUGCAAACAGGGCCAACUACUGCUGCAUCAGGGUCUGCUUAUGCAGAAUUUGGGAAGACAAAGGUCAUUGUGUCAGUGUUUGGCCCAAGGGAGAGCAAGAAAGCAAUGCUGUACAGUGACACUGGUAGGCUCAAUUGCAGUGUGAGCUAUACAACAUUUGCCACUGGUAUACGUGGACAGGGGCUGGAAAACAAGGAGUACUCUGGAAUGCUUCACAAAGCCCUGGAAGGCGCAGUAAUGCUACAUACUUUUCCGAAGACAACUGUUGAUGUUUUUGCGUUGGUUCUUGAGUCUGGUGGCAGCGAUCUUCCCAUUAUAAUAUCUUGUGCUAGUCUUGCACUGGCAGAUGCUGGGAUUAUGAUGUAUGACCUUGUUACAUCAGUAUCCGUGUCCUGUUUAGGGAAGAACGUUCUCAUCGAUCCAACCUCAGACGAGGAGGCAUGGCAAGACGGAGGCCUUAUGGUAUCUUACAUGCCGGCCCGCAAGGAGAUUACACAACUUACGCUGACUGGGGAGUGGACUGACGGCAAAAUCACCAAUGCAGUAGAGCUCUGUAUGGAUGCUUGCAGUAAGCUCUGCGAGAUAUUGCGGGAGCGCUUGAAAGACCCUGCGAGCUUGGCGAGCGAAUGACAUUUGAGCAGACACAUGUUUUCAGAAUCACAACAGAUAUCCUUAGCUGUAGAAAUUCUGUAGGCAAGGGAGGCCAGGCCUGAUGUUUGGAGGAGCACAUUUUACAUGGCCGUGGUGAUUGUUUCUUUUGGCAAAAGAGCAAAUUGUUGUUAAGGCAAGAGAAAACGCUUCCUAGGUUUACAUGCCAUGUGUUGUAGAGUACUAUGAAUUCGGAACCUGAGACUUUUCGGAACUUUGUAUUAUUCCAUGGAUUGUUUAUGAUGUCAAAGCUAUUGCCCUA